Emericellopsis atlantica is the source of this 1152-nucleotide messenger RNA. RefSeq lists its product as uncharacterized. The transcript is spliced from 2 exons. The record is from RefSeq and is a predicted model, not a curated record. The coding region runs from base 220 to 1032 and encodes 270 amino acids. NCBI's taxonomy places the organism in Eukaryota, Fungi, Ascomycota, Sordariomycetes, Hypocreales, Bionectriaceae.
GGGGUCUUCAGUGGGGCGGUUACAUCACCACAAGCUUCAAGUGGUCACUUUAUCAUGCUCCUUUCAACUUACUGCAAGCCGUGAUAACAGUCAACUUGAACUGAUAAAAAAGUACAAGUAGGCAUUUUCCGUCGACAGCGAAGGACGCACCAGGCAUUCUAACCUCUGCAACAGAUCAGUCGCUGUGCUCUCUUAACUCACCUCCACAGUUCAUCCAGGAUGGCGCCCGUCCGUCGCUAUCUGCGCAUCACAAAGUUUUCGGUGCUCGAGUGCCGUAUCUACCUGGAUAAUCCUGCAUUGGCACAAUCAUGGCUCCUGAACCCACGCGAUCCGGUCCUGCCUCGCGUUAUCGAAAGCGUGCGGCCCUGGGUGCUGCCCAAGCUUCGUGAAGAGCGUGACAGAGUGAAGAAGAAGUCGUCAAACAAGAAGAAGGGAAUCAAGGACACCGUGAUAGAGGAUGAUUUUGAAGUAUCAAUCUUUUUGACAGAGACCAACACCCGCCACUCUAUUCUCACCAAGCAUAAGCAUUUUCACGACAAGGCGCCUGAGAAAUUGAGGUCCAAUACGAACAAGUUGCUAGGGGCUACCAAUGAGAACCCCGUAGAUCUAGAUGAUUCAAACCCGCCUGUCCUGCGCGAGGAGAGCGACGAUGAAGUGACCACUCUCGCCGAUAUUCCACUUGCCGGUGGGAGUGAUACAAGUCGCGGCAAGCAAGCAAAACCAGAUCAGCCCGACGACGACGAGUUUGGCAUGGAAGACGAGGAACCCUAUGCAGUUGAGAUCGACUCGGAUGAGGGCGACGACAGCGCGAUGGCACAGGGCAACGACGACAAGAAGAAGAUGGCCAUGGAUGUCUCGUAUGAAGGCUUUUCCAUAUACGGCCGUGUUUUGUGCCUAGUGGUGCGGAAGAAGGAUAGGUCGAACCAGCGGACGACUAGCAAGAGCCGACCUGGUGCUCAAGCUGGGGGUCAAGCACGCAUGGAGAAUUGGAUCACGUCGACGCAGGUUCCGAUCGGAGAAGAGAUUCCAUGAUUGGCUCGCGGCCGGAUAGGCUGAUACCAAGUGCUAAUGACAAUCGAGAUCGGCAUUGCGAGGCAUGUACGUAGUACGUACCGUCGAUCUGUCCUGGACUCUCGGAAAUCAUUUACUUGC